AUUCGGUUGGAAGCAACAAACAUCAGAGCAAAGCAAAGCAGCCCAGGCCUUGGACGUUUGGACAGUGCACGGAUCUCGAACUUGAAUUGAAUUGAAAAAUGAAUUAUACCAAAGCGGUGCUCACCUGCCUUGUGCUUCUGCAUGGAAUCUUCGGACUGGAGUCCAUCUACCAGUACGGCGAUGCUGCCCAGCUGGAUGAACGGGACAGCGGGCCGUUCCUCUCCAAACUGUACAUGGAUUCGGGCGAGGCGGCGGCGGUGGCGGCGGCGGCGGCGGGUGGUGGGGGCGAGGCGAGUUGCGGUAACGAAUCUCCGAAGGGGAAGCAAUGCGGCAACUUUGACAAGGGCAAUCCCAAGUCCAAGGCGUCCAACAUCGCCCAGAAGGCCGCGCAAGAAGCAAAGGCAGCCAGCGAUUCCCAAAUGGCAGCAGCCGAGGCAGCGGCCACUCAGGUCAAAUCGGAGCUGGCCGAGAGAGCAGCACAGUCGGCCCGUGCAGCCGAAGCAGCGCUCGCGGGCAAGCAGCAGAUUGUCGAGCAGUUGGAGCAGGAGUUGGCCGAGGCGGAGGCCGUCGUCACUGAGGUGACGUCCUCGCUGCAGAACACCCAGGCCAACAACAUUGCCGCAGCAGCUGCGGCCGCCGACUCGCAGACUCAGGUGGAGCAUAUUAAGCUUCUGCUGCAAGCCGCCACAUCAAAUCUGGCCAAUAUUGAGGGCGUGUCCCAGGGCGCACAGACGGAGCUGUCGGAGAAGACCCAACUGCUAGAAGCGGCCAAGAACCGGGUCCAGAGUCUCAACAAGCAGAUGACGGAAGCCAAGUCGGACUUUGAGAAGACCAAGCAGGCAGCAUACAAAGCGGCCUGUGCCGCCGUCGAGGCCAAAAAGAAGGCGCAAAGGAUGCGACGAAUGGCCGCCUACCGGCAGUGGAUGAUCGGGCAGCCAGGAAAGUACCCCCGAGGAGGGGCCAAGAUGUAGACGGGGCUCACGUGGUUCAGCCAUUUAUAUAUUUUCUUAGUUUGUGUUUUGUUAAGCCCCAUUUCAUUUUUAUAUUUUGGUA
Molecule: messenger RNA, 1053 nt
Organism: Drosophila obscura
Lineage: Eukaryota; Metazoa; Arthropoda; Insecta; Diptera; Drosophilidae
Product: tol-Pal system protein TolA
Exons: 1
Coding region: 99-971 (290 amino acids)
Source: RefSeq, a predicted model, not a curated record